This is a messenger RNA of Aspergillus pseudoviridinutans, 654 nucleotides long. RefSeq lists its product as uncharacterized. Bases 1 to 654 code for a protein of 217 amino acids. The transcript is spliced from 2 exons. Lineage: Eukaryota; Fungi; Ascomycota; Eurotiomycetes; Eurotiales; Aspergillaceae. The record is from RefSeq and is a predicted model, not a curated record.
AUGAAGCCAAACCAUCUCUACAACGCUCUCCUUUUCCUCGUCCUCCCUAUGCUGGGCUACGGGGCUCCAACUUCCACCACCACCACCCGACACCAGGCCCGAGAUGUGAAGAUCACAGCAGCGCAGAUCGAGACCAUCGCGCCCAAGUCAAAGUCGUGCACGGACGCGCCCGCCCCGGGUGAAUGUGCUACGUCCGAGCAGGCCGCGGGCAACAUUGCCAAGUCGUUCGAGACGUACAAGGUGACGUCGGUUGCUGAGCAGGCCGCCGUGAUCGGGUUGAUGGCGUUUGAGAGUCUGGACUUUGAGUACAAUAGGAACCAUUUCCCCGGUGUUGCGGGGCAGGGCACUCGGAAUAUGCAAUCGCCUGCAUUCAAUGCCAAGUACGCGGCUUCUCUGCCGGCUCUUGCGGACAAGUUGAAGGGUGUCUCGGGCGACCCGGCGGGUGUACUUGACCUGUUGCUGUCGAACGAGGAAUAUGAUUUUGGUUCCGGGGCCUGGUUCCUCACCACGCAGUGCUCGCAGGAUGUACGGUCGGAGCUCCAGUCUGGUUCGGAGGCCGGGUGGCAGAAGUAUAUCACCAGUUGUGUGGGGACAGAUGCGAAUGAAGAGCGCAAGGCGUACUGGACGCGGGCCGUGCAGGCGCUGGGUGCUUAA